Messenger RNA from Anneissia japonica, 2262 nucleotides. RefSeq lists its product as uncharacterized. The transcript is spliced from 11 exons. The coding region runs from base 121 to 897 and encodes 258 amino acids. NCBI's taxonomy places the organism in Eukaryota, Metazoa, Echinodermata, Crinoidea, Comatulida, Comatulidae. The record is from RefSeq and is a predicted model, not a curated record.
GUUUUUGAUUACGGCGGAUUGAACCAUUGAAAGACGGGAUCUGUUUUGUACGCAAUUUAAAUGGUGAAGCAAUAGAUUAAAAAUAAUAAUAAAGCCAUAGAGAUAUUAGAAUUUAACACAAUGUCUGAAGGUGAUUGGAUGAACGAAUACUUACAGGAGUGGCUAAACAACGGAAACGUCUUUGAUUAUGAACCUGAUGGACUUGACAUUGUUGGUGGUAGAGUAACCACAUCAGCUGAAGUCAGUAUUUCUCAGCCAGUGGACUCAGGCAUUGGUACUGCCUCCUACGAGAAGUUGGAGAGUGAAUCCUCAUCUGCAACAGCAUCCCAGGCUCUUGUUGCAUCUUCUCAUGCUAUUGAUCCUGCUCUAGAGACUCAAGUUGCAUCUUCUCAGGCUCCUCUUCCGGAUCAACUUCCUGCUCUUCGGACUUCUGUUCAGGAGUCUGAAGAUGGAUUCUUUUCUCAAUUCCAAGAGCUUAAAACAAAUAUAGAAAAGAAGAAAGUUUUAAAAACAUUUGAUACAGUGAUUUCUGCCUACCAGUUCGAAGAAGAUAUAAGAAAGCAAAUGGAUAAAAGUAUUGCAAGACAAGAAUGCCUAAAUGAAAUUACCAUACCACCUAUUCAACUUCCAACGAACAAAUACGAUAAUGACACAGACGUACUGCCUGUAUACAAAGGAAUACAACGAGUUGGUCCCGAACGAAUAAACAUCAACGAUAGAUUUGGUGAAGAAGAAUUCAACCGAGAUCCAUGUAACAUGCACGCUUAUGUCAACGGUGUGCGAGUUCCAUUUGCUGAUGCUCCACCACCUGUUCAAGUUCAGGAAAGAGAAGGACCGAUUCCUUUUGAGGUACUUGGCUUCCAAAUGCAACCAACUCAUAUACUACGGAAAGGUUAAAGUGUAUGGCGCAGUGUGUAAGGCGUUGAGCUUUCAAUCUGAAGGUCUGGGGCUUGAUUCUGUAUCCAAUGACCAGCAAAAACAGAGCUUUGAUUAGUUUUCUAGAUAUGUGCGCUUUAUAAAUCCUAUAAAAUGAAAAAAUAAAUAUACUUACUUACUUGAUACUUGAUAGUUAGGCCCUCUUUUCCAGUGGAAUGACCCUCAUAAACAGAGCCUUAGUAGUUUUCUGGAUAUGUGCGCUUUAUAAAUCCUAUAAAAUGAAAAAAUAAAUAUACUUACUUGAUACUUGAUAGUUAGACCCUCUUGUCCAGUGGAAGGGCCCUCAUAUACACAGGGUUUUAGGAAUUAAAAUGUUCACAUGACAGCUGAGCCUGAUAUAAACAAUGUAUGCAAAAGUACUAGAGCAAGAUGUUUUAAGUGUAUUCACCAACGGCCAGUUGGAUCACAUGUAAUGUGACUGUAUUCUUCAAUCUGAGGUAGCUAUGAUUCUGACAUUGUAUUCCUUAAAUGACUAUUGACCAGGUAUUUUUCAACCACUGCAUGGAAGCCCAUAAAAUGUUUUGAAAAGUUGAAGAGCUCAAAUAAUGGUACUGUAGUAUCUACAUUAGAUAAUGUAUAUGUAAUUGAUAAGAUAUAAUGUAAGGUCAUUAUUCUAUAUAAUGUAAUUCUAAUAAUGUAAUUCACUUAUAUUGUAUAUAAAAUGAUCAUUGUUCCAGUUGAAUAUUCCCCAUCUGUGCAAUUUGUAGCAAUAUAAUAAUAAAAAUUAUUAUUAUUAUAAUAAUAUAUUUGUAUUUGUAUAUCAGUGUUAUUCUACUACAAUUAAAGAAAAUUUGAGGAUUUUAUGACAGAAAUAUCAUUAGUCUUAAACAUUUUUUGAAAGAUUCUGUCAUUAUGAAUGACUGUUAUUUGUUACUUAUGUUUGUGUAACUUAAAUUUUAAUGACUUAAAAUGUCUGUGGCAAACUGUUGGCUGAAAUUAGUUUUGUAAUUGAUUGAUUACUUUUAUUAUUGUUACUUGAUAUAAAUAUCAUAUAUUUUGUAAUUUGUAACCUGUUUAUCCCUAUUUAUUUUACGACUUAAUGUAGUUUGACCCUUAUUUUUUUUACUGUAUUUUCUUAAAUGUGAAGAGUUUUAUUUAUACAUAUUUAAACUUACUUCUAAUUGGCUCUUGCAAUAAUAUGCAUAUUAUAUUUAUAUUAAUAAAUAAUAGACAACUCUGUUUAAAAAAGUAUGAAGAUCUACUUAUUGCUUAAAGAAAUCACAACAUAUAAAGUGUGUUAGUUAAAUUUAUUUGAAUAUGUUUUUGUUAGUUACAACAUUUGCCAGUAACAGGUCAACAACAGAAAUUGCAUAUAUAUAUAUAUAU